AUGUCUGGAAAAAAGCUCAAAAACAAGAACCAGCUUUUUAAGCGGCAAAAAGUAAUCGAUGCCCGUACCAUACGGACAGAAGCUCUGAACUCGACUUCAAAUGCUGCCAACGAGCUUUCAGAAAGCGGAAGUAUGCUUAAAGUACCUGAGUUCAUGCUCUCGCGUGAAUUUGAAGUAAAACAGCUCCAACUGGCCAUCCACAAAUCAAAAGCGGUGUCUUCAACCCGAGUUUUUCAAUCUUUGCCAAGAAAACUCCGCCGUAGAACAGCUUCCCAUAACGUGAAAAGAAUACCUAAACGUCUCAGAAAUCGAGCUCUUCGAGAAAUGCGCAAGAGUGACCAAUCAGUCACCAAUGGAACCGAAACGGCGUCGAAAAAGAGGAAAUAUGGUCUCACCGCCAGGCAGUUGUAUAAGGCGCGCAUGGCUGUCAAAUUACUCCGGCUGGCAGCCAGAUCCAAAGCGAUGAAACUAGCAUUUCCAGCUGACGCCACUGCGAGUCAUCACAAGCUGCGAAAACGGAUCAAGGCGUUGCAGAAAAAUAUCAAAGAACACUCAAAAGGUAAGGUGUGCGCAACUAGAAACAAUGUUAUGGGAAGUUUAGACUCAACCGGUGUAAACGCCGCGGCUACCAAACCCACGGGUCGCAUUAAAUUUAUGAAGAGACAAAAGACAUUUUCUUGGCUGCCGACUCAUGUAUGGAGCGUCAAAAGAUCGCACAUGCUGAAAAGGUGGGGGUACCAAAUACCUUGGUCACCCACUCAAAAAUGUUUCAAUCUCACACACAGACUUGGUAACAGUGUAUCUACCUCUGACGGUGCUUUAUGUUUGGACUCGAGCUAUAUUGGAACCAUGAUUCUGGCAUGCGAAGAUCCGGAGCUUCUAAAAGAACAAAUUUCUCUACUAACCAAUAAGAGAGGUUCGCUACCGAAAUACCGAAACUCACAACAUUGGUUUGAGGGCCCAAUAUUUGAUGAGCAAGGGAUUACUCUAGGACCUGGGGAGCUACUUUGGAUCAGUUCGCAAAAAUGCAUACUUCGAAUUCACCCGGCAAUUUACGAGAGCGUCUUUGAACGAAUAACGGCACUAGGCAGGGCUGAAAUGACCGUCUACGACUGUCGUUACGCUAUCUCGAGUAUUACUCUCACCGGUGCCAAGUCGCUUAAUGCGCUUUCCCAGGUACUGCGUAGCUCAGAAACUUCCCAAUCAUACAGUCAGUUCAAAAAGUUUUCAUAUGUAGCAGAUAUUAAUCUGCUACCGCAAAGAACGAUAUUUGGUUUCGACGCAAUGGAUCCAAGGCACCUUUCAAAUCCGAAGCGACUGCUUAAAUCGAGCCCCAGUGCCGAUGAUGUAUUGAAACUUCAAUCUCAGUACCCUCAAGAUGAGAUUACAUCGAUUCUUGAUAAACUCUCCGAUUCAAAGGAACGUGAAAAUUCAUACUCCAAUCAGCAGACUUUGAAACAACUAGCAGCGCGUCGCAGAAAAAUGCUAGACUCAACAACACACACCAAUGCUAUUCCGUUUGUGAAAGAUUCGGAUCCCCUAUUUCCGGUCGUAAUCUCAAAACUUCCCAAACGCGAGGCUUGGCUUGUUCUCAUUCCAUGGUUCUGGCAGCUUCCUCUAUGGUAUCAACUGCACAGGAUUUCCCGAGUGCAUCAUAUGGGGCUACGUCAAAUACAGCAGCUAGACUUCGAAAGUGGCAGACUCUUCUUUCCAGACGAUUAUCCUUUCACAAAAGCAGGUAAUGAUGAGAAUUUGCUCAAGAGAUCUACGCAAGAAGCGCGUUGGAAACGCCAGCCGGUUGGCAAACGACUCAAUUACUCCAAGAUUCUGGGAAUACAUAUGGAAACACCGGUAAUGUUUCCUGGUGAAAUCGGGGACCCCUUCUCUUGUGACUGGCGAUUUUUACAGAUUUUGAGAAACGGCUUGUCGUACUUGGUUUCCAGUGGCGACAAUAGCUUGAGAAUGUGCGAUCCUAAGCGGACAUCUCAAUUUGACGAGUUGAACCAACGAAAGCUGGAGUAUAUCAACGAUGUCGUGGAGCUUUAUGGAGACGUCUGUGCCGAGAAAUAUAAGCCUGCUGGACUACCAAUUGAGCUGAUUAAUCAGCCGCUAUCCAAAUUUCAGUCCGAUGUACAAACAUUUAAUGGUGUGGAUCGAUCCCUGCAGCAAGAAAUUGUUUCUUGCCCACUCCCUAUCAUAGCAGUUAAGUGUUCGUUCUUGGAAAGAGGACAUCCCAAAGACUUGGCGCGGAUAUAUUCUAUUCCUGAAAAGGAUAUAAAGUACUGGCACUCGAUCUCACGGUUGCAGUCACGCGCCAACGGCAAGAGGGAUCAUGAUACCGAGCAUCCGCUUCCACACUUGUCGAACCUGAUAGGGUUUGCUACAUGUGGCACGUUCCAUUUGGGAGACGGCAAGGGCGUCUGUACGGGUUUUAUCGAUGCGCGCGAAGCCCAAGAAAAAAGUGAGGCCAAUAAUCUCGUUUUGGUCAGAAAUGUGGGCACGAACGUUUAUAGACUAGCCCAAUGGACACAAAUCCUGAUUUAA
Lachancea lanzarotensis is the source of this 2544-nucleotide messenger RNA. It is a transcript of the gene POP1, whose product is annotated as LALA0S03e02564g1_1. The transcript has a single exon. Gene Ontology annotation, cellular component: ribonuclease MRP complex; nucleolar ribonuclease P complex. Lineage: Eukaryota; Fungi; Ascomycota; Saccharomycetes; Saccharomycetales; Saccharomycetaceae. Gene Ontology annotation, biological process: tRNA 5'-leader removal. Bases 1 to 2544 code for a protein of 847 amino acids. The record is from RefSeq and is a predicted model, not a curated record.